This is a messenger RNA of Capra hircus (goat), 1911 nucleotides long. It is a transcript of the gene ST6GALNAC4, whose product is annotated as ST6 N-acetylgalactosaminide alpha-2,6-sialyltransferase 4. NCBI's taxonomy places the organism in Eukaryota, Metazoa, Chordata, Mammalia, Artiodactyla, Bovidae. The record is from RefSeq and is a predicted model, not a curated record. Gene Ontology annotation, molecular function: alpha-N-acetylgalactosaminide alpha-2,6-sialyltransferase activity. Gene Ontology annotation, biological process: ganglioside biosynthetic process; oligosaccharide metabolic process. The coding region runs from base 408 to 1487 and encodes 359 amino acids. The transcript is spliced from 6 exons.
GCGGCGCACAAUGAGUUUCCAGCCUCCAGAAGCUGAGGCAACGGGGACGGCGACGCCUCAGCCCCGGGGCUCCGGCUUCCUGCCCCGUCCGUCCCGCCCGCGGGCCAUGGAGCUCCGAGCAACAGAGGGGGAGCAGCCGGCGCAUCCCCGCCUGCCCUCCAGGUCCCUGGCUCCCAUCCCUUCCCAGCCUGAUCCCGGGAGGCAGCAGCCACUGGCUACUGAGCGGCAGUGACAGCAUGAAGGCUCCGGUAAGUGGCAGAAGGAGGAAGGCUCACAGGGGAGGUGGCUUCCGGCCCAGUAGCUUCUCCCCCCCACCCCAGGGCUGACUGUCACUUCUGAUUCCACUGCUCCUGAGCUGAAGGAGACCGGCAGACCAGCCUCAAAGUCCAGCCCUGAUCUGGCAGGCUAUGUGGCCCCAGCGUCGGCUCCUGCUCAUCGUCCUCUGCUCUGUCGGCUUCUCGGCUGUCUACAUCCUGCUGUGCUACUGGGCCUGCCUGCCCUUCUGCUCAGCCUUCUGCCUGGACCCCCACCUCUCUCUCAAGUCCAGGCCCACCGUGCCGGGGCCUCUGCACUUCAGUGGCUACAGUAGCGUGCCAGAUGGGAAGCCUCUGGUCCGAGAGCCGUGCCGCAGCUGCGCCGUGGUGUCCAGCUCAGGCCAGAUGCUGGGCUCGGGCCUGGGUGCCGAGAUUGACGGCGCUGAGUGCGUACUGCGCAUGAACCAGGCGCCCACCAUGGGCUUUGAGGCAGACGUGGGCCAGCGGAGCACCCUGCGGGUCAUCUCUCACACAAGCGUGCCUCUGCUGCUGCGAAACUACUCCCACUAUUUCCAGCAGGCCCGGGACACGCUCUAUGUGGUGUGGGGCCAGGGGAAGCACAUGGACCGGGCACUGGGUGGCCGCACCUACCGUGCACUGCUGCAGCUCACCAGGAUGUACCCCGGCCUGCAGGUGUACACGUUCACUGAGCGCAUGAUGGCCUACUGCGACCAGGUCUUCCAGGAUGAGACUGGCAAGAACCGGAGGCAGUCCGGGUCCUUCCUCAGCACCGGCUGGUUCACUAUGAUUCUCGCCCUGGAGCUGUGUGAGGAGAUCGUGGUCUACGGGAUGGUCAGCGACAGCUACUGCAGGUCAGGCCAGCCAGGAGCCAGGCGGCGGGGAGGGACACCAUGUUCGGGCCCUACGCUGAGGGUGUGUGGGCUUCCGCGGAGGAGCAUCACCCCUCGGUGCCUUACCACUACUUCGAGAAGGGCCGGCUGGACGAGUGUCAAAUGUACCUGGCGCAUGAGCGGGCGCCCCGCAGCGCCCACCGCUUUAUCACCGAGAAGGCCGUGUUCUCUCGCUGGGCCAAGAAGAGGCCCAUCGUCUUUGCCCACCCAUCCUGGAGGACGCAGUGGCCCCAUCGCCACAGCGCCAUCACCAGGCCUCUGUUGCAGCCACACUCCGCCAAAAACACUUAAUUUAUGGAUCCUGCCUUCUGCCAUGUGCUGAGCGGACCUGAGUUCCCUUCCAGCCAUACCCUUGGGGACGCUUGGAGCCAUCUCAGGCUUCUAGACUUGGGGAGAGAGGAGGAGGCCUCUGGUGACCUUUGCAGCCUCCUCCCCACACCUGCUCCCUGAGUAAUCUGAGUCUUCGUUUUCAAGUUCUUCCCACCUCUGAGUCUGUCCAGUGGCCUUUGCCCUGGGGGCUGGUGGCCCCCAGUCACCAACACUAUGAAUUUCAACCGAGCACCAGCCCUGGUCCUUCCUCUCUGCACUCCCUCUCCACCUGCCUUUGGUGCCACACUUCCCAGGCUGGUUGCCCUCAGCGGGGCAGCCUACAGCUUGGGGUUUGUUGGGUGACGGGGGGGCCUUUGAACUGUGACUGCCAGGGCCACCUCUGGAGUUUACGGGUAAAUGUGUUUUCUGGAAGCUUG